AGGGACAGAGAGCGCGCGCCUUACUCAUACUGAACAGUGAGCGCGAGAGACAGUGCGUGUGUGUGAGAGUGUGUGUGAGAGAGAGAGUGAGAGAGAGAGAGAGAGAGAGGAGACAGCGCGCGCCUGACCGACUCUGCUCUUUUAUACCGGCUAUUUUUGGGGCGUUUGAGCUCCAUCCUGAACGCCGCUUCCUCCGCUCGCACAAUUGGUCCAGCUGUGGUCUUUAUAAAGGAGGAGGGUUUUUACCUGGAGCACAAACCCGCUGCCAGCUCAGGACUCUGCAGCAGCUGCAGCUUUAUGGGACACAAAACCAACUCCGGAUCAGUCGUGUGUUAAAUCUUUUUUUUUUUCUUCGUUGUUUUUUUUUGACGAGGAGUUGUUGUUUUUUCUUGUUUUGAGUAUAACUUUGGGGAAAAUGGCUUUACCUGCAACCAUUUUGCCCUCAAUUGCAACCUUUGCCGGACAGAAAGAGAAACAGUGGGAAAAUAGGUGGAUGGAAGACGUGGAAAAGCCGCUGGCGUGCGCGCUCCCGAGCGUGGAUGCGGGCUGUCCCAUUAAGGACGACGAUGAGCUGAGCCGUUACGUGGAUCUGGACUUUAUUCUGUGUAACACACGCAUUCCGGACUGCGAGAUGGUUCAGACGGACUAUAAUCCAGCAGUGGACCACUGCAACCUGUACCAGACAGGGAGCGCGUACGUGCCGCCUCCACCACCCACAUAUUCCCAAAGCUUCGUUGGGGAACUGUUGCACUCCGAGCCGGACAACGCGUACGGCAUGAGCGCAUCGAGCAGCAGCACGAACACCGGGAUUCAGGGCAGGUUCGUGUUUAAUUCAGCGCCUUUUCAGAGACAGGACUUCGUCGAGGGGAUCAAGGCUGAGCCGUGCACGGAUGGCUACGGUCCCGUGCUGGGCAUGGUGCCACAGAGCUGCCAUCGCAUCAAGCAGGAGGGCAACGUGUCGUGCGCGAUGUCCUUUGAGCAGCCGAGGCUCGCCGUCUCUCCGCAGGCAGCGGGAAACAUGACGCCGCCGCUCAGCCCGGACGACCAGGCGCGUUGUCACACGCAGAUCUGUCGCUCUAGUUUCCCGCAGACCGCCUACUACUCAAACCAAGCGCCUCUACAACCACCACCACCACCACCACCGCAGCAGCAGCAGCCUCAGCACCAGCAUCAACAGGUGUACGCAUAUGCGGCCAUGUUCGACGACGGACUCGGCAUGGUGCAGCCCGGCGCCCCGCGCGCGCUCCUCACGCCGCCGUCCUCGCCGCUCGACCUGCUCGAGUCCAAGCCGAAGCGCGGCCGACGCACCUGGCCGAGGAAGCGCGCGGCCACGCACACCUGCACGUUCGCCGGAUGCGGCAAGACGUAUACAAAGAGCUCGCACCUCAAAGCGCAUCACCGAACUCACACCGGUGAGAAGCCAUACCACUGCAACUGGGAAGGCUGCGGCUGGAAGUUUGCCCGCUCCGACGAGCUCACACGUCACUUCCGCAAGCACACAGGCCACCGACCCUUCCAGUGCCACCUGUGAGCGCGCCUUCUCCCGCUCCGACCAUCUGGCAUUGCACAUGAAGAGGCACAUUUGAGGAAGAAAGAGAAAAAGAGAAAGAGAGAGAAGACAAACGGCAAAAACAAGCCAAAGCCUUAUUACUGCCUUAUUUAAAUCCUUUGUACAAGACCAAAAGACUUUUUAUUAUUGGGUCGAUAAAGAUUUCUAUUGUUCUUUACACUUUUGUAUAACAAAAAAGUAGCUGGUACUACGUGGGAUUUAUAGAGCAGGCAGUUCAUUGCUGCAGAAGUGUAUUGGGGACAACCUACAGGGCUGGUCCUAUAAUAUAUAAAAAAAUUCUCUAUAUAUCUCUAUAUAUAAGUAUGUUAAAACUGGAAACCGUGUGUACACAAGUUGAACACAGUGCCUUUAUAUGAAUGCAUUUUGCAUGCAUGCAGUGCUGCCAGGAUUGUGCAAAAACCUCAUGCGUGAUGACAAUGUUUUCCCUCUCGAAACUGCCUCCAAAUCGUCUGAAGGACCAAAACUGUGCGUUCACACUUUGAUACAUUCUCAGCCAUCUGUUGUUGGUUUUUUCUUUUUUUAAGAUAUUUUCUAGAUAUUGUAUCAUAAAGGUACAAUGACAUGUUCAAGCCCCUUGUACAUUAGCACACACACACACACACACCAGGGCUAGAUGCUCUGCAUUAUUAUUAAUUGUUUUUGGUCUUUUUUUAAAGAAUGUGUACAUAAGUUUUAUAUUGUAUUUAUUGUACAUAUUAAACUAAAUUUGAAUAUA
Molecule: messenger RNA, 2285 nt
Organism: Silurus meridionalis
Lineage: Eukaryota; Metazoa; Chordata; Actinopteri; Siluriformes; Siluridae
Gene: klf2b
Product: Kruppel-like factor 2b
Exons: 3
Coding region: 416-1531 (371 amino acids)
Biological process (GO): regulation of transcription by RNA polymerase II
Molecular function (GO): DNA-binding transcription factor activity, RNA polymerase II-specific; RNA polymerase II cis-regulatory region sequence-specific DNA binding
Source: RefSeq, a predicted model, not a curated record